UUUAUGUUGUAACAGCUGAUGUCUGUCAUUUAUAAUUUAAUUACUUAUAAGUUUUCCAUUUCAUUAAAUACUCAUAAUGUGAUAUAAAAAACGAAGCAGCAAGACUCAGUCAAUAUCAAAAAUCAUCAUGGCUUCCAUUCCUCCAAUUGUACGAUUAAUACGUUCUUUUCAAUGCACUUGUGGAAGUAUUAGAGAUUGCUUAUAUCGUUAUUCCGUAUUGAUCUUGACUUUUAUGUUCUAUACUUCAUAUCAUCUUAGCAGAAAACCAAUAAGUAUUGUCAAGGGUGAAUUACACAGAAAUUGUUCAAAUAUAUCUGAAGGAUACAACAUAUAUUUUGGUUCACAUUCGGGAAUCCAAUUAUUACACCAAGCCCCAGAGUACAGUCAUAAUAACUCAUAUCGAACAAGUAAUGACACUUGGUGUGACUGGGCUCCUUUUGACAAACCAAACUACAAAUCGUUGUAUGGUGCUCUUGAUUAUGCAUUUCUUUUCACUUAUGCUAUUGCCAUGUUUAUCAGCGGAUAUGUUGGUGAGCGAAUGCCAUUGCGUUACUUUCUUGGAUUUGGGAUGAUAUUUUGUGGAAUUUUCACGUCUUUGUUUGGAUUUGGACAUUUCUGGAAUAUACAUGCAUUAUGGUUUUAUAUAUUAGUCCAGGUUCUCAAUGGAUUUUUUCAAACAACUGGAUGGCCUGGUGUGGUAGCGGCAGUUGGUAAAUGGUUUGGAAAAGGAAGGAGAGGAUUUAUCAUGGGCGUUUGGAACUCUCAUACCUCAGUAGGAAAUAUUUUAGGCUCUAUAAUCGCUGCAAAAUAUGUACAAACUGAGUGGGCAUGGUCAUUUAUAGUGCCGGGAAUUAUCAUUGGUUCUAUGGGAAUAUUAUGCCUUCUUACUCUCGUGGAACACCCAGAGGAUGUUGGAUGUUCACCUCCUGUACAUGAAAUUGAUGAACCUUCGACCUCAAGAUCAUUUUAUCAACCUAUUCCUACAUCAGAACAAGAUGAUGCUGAUCAGCAAUACAUUGUUAAUGGUUUUGAAGAUGCUUCAGUAUUAAGAAGAUCGUCUACAGAAAACUUAAUAGGCGAUCCAAAUCUGAACCCAGAAAGCAAACCAAGAGAAGAAAAAGCUGUAGGAAUUCUCACUGCAGUUCUUAUUCCUGGUGUAAUUGAAUUCUCACUGUGUUUGUUAUUUGCAAAGUUGGUCAGUUACACAUUCUUAUUUUGGCUUCCAUUAUAUAUACAAAAUAACUCCAACUUGGAUGUAAAACAAUCUGGACUUAUGAGUACAUUGUUUGAUAUUGGUGGAAUAGUUGGAGGAAUAACGGCAGGAGUUAUAUCUGAUGCUGCUGGAGAUCGUGCUGUCACAUGCGGAUUUAUGCUGAUCAUAGGCGCUGUUAUGAUGUUUCUUUAUAAUGCAUUUGGUAAUGUUAGUAAUACAAUAAAUAUUGUUUUACUUCUUAUUACCGGUGCAUUUGUCAAUGGACCUUAUGCUCUCAUCACCACUGCUGUAUCUGCUGAUUUAGGAACACAUUCAGUUUUAGAGGGAAAUUCAAAAGCCCUGGCUACUGUUACUGCUAUAAUAGAUGGAACAGGAUCUAUUGGUGCUGCUAUUGGUCCUUUAUUAACAGGAAUCAUUUCACCACAUGGUUGGAAUAAAGUAUUUUAUAUGUUAAUUGCAUCCAACAUAGCUGCUUGCUUGCUGCUGACAAGGCUAAUCAUAAAAGAAAUAAGUGGAUGGAGUUGUUGUAAAAGAACAUCACCCAGAAUUGAAGAAAAUCAUAUUCCCAAAGUUUAAUUGGAAGUCUGAAGGAUCACUUUUUGCAGAAGUUGCUGUAAAGGAAUAGCAAGACUACGAAUAAAACCUUUUCUAGUCAAAAGUCUGCUUUUGCCAAAAUCCCUAAUCAUUGUAAAUUUUAAUAAUGAUAAACUGUGCAUUAAAAUGUGUUAGUUGUUUGUGAAACCAGCUAUCCACCUGAGUUUGCUUGGUACGCAGAGCUCAGUUUUUGACUUGGUAAAUUUUGUUUGAAUGUAUACUGUGAUCAAUCAUGUACUGUAUUUUCCUAGUCUGUGUUAUUAUCAGUGAUAGCUGCAUGUUGACCGCAACAUCAAUUUAUCAAUGAUAGCUGCAUGUCGACCGCAACAUCAAUGUAUGAUUCAAUAAUCUUAUGACUCUGACUAAUUUGUACCAUUACACCAUAUUUCUCUAUGGUAUGAAAGGUUAUGUGUGCAGUGCCAAAAUGCAAUUGAAAUGUUUUUUCUUUCGCCUGUGUAAUGUAAUCAGGUUUGAAAAAUCACGAGAUUGUUCUCUCGAACUGCUGUGAACGCUUCUGACCCAUUUUUUCAAUUUAUUUUCCUUAAAAAGAAUCAUGUUUGCUUUGGUGUUAGUGUAAUUGCUUUAAAUAUAUUUAUAACUAGGAAGGUAUUAUUUAAGUUUUAUAGUGGACAGCAAUUAUAAUAAAAUAUAUAUUGUACUGUA
Messenger RNA from Styela clava, 2470 nucleotides. RefSeq names its product glucose-6-phosphate exchanger SLC37A2-like. Lineage: Eukaryota; Metazoa; Chordata; Ascidiacea; Stolidobranchia; Styelidae. Gene Ontology annotation, biological process: phosphate ion transmembrane transport; glucose-6-phosphate transport. Gene Ontology annotation, cellular component: endoplasmic reticulum membrane. The record is from RefSeq and is a predicted model, not a curated record. Gene Ontology annotation, molecular function: glucose 6-phosphate:phosphate antiporter activity.